CCCAGCGGCGGGGGUCCGCGGUCGGAGCUCGGGUAACGGCGCCGUACGGGGGGCCCCCGGGGGCCCCGCUCCCGGCCGCCGCCAUGGACCUGCUGUUCGCGCUGCUCCGCGGGCUGCGGCUGGCGCUGGACCUGCUGCUGCUGGUGCUGGACCUGAACUUCCUCCUGGUGUCCUCGCUGGUGUCCGCGCUGCUCUGGCUGCUGGGCGCCGUCACCAGCCUGCCCGCGGCCGCCGCGGCGUGCUGGGACGGGCUGCUGGCCUCGCUGGCUUCGGUGGAGCGGGCGGCGCUGGGCGCGCUAUCCGGCGUGCUGCGGGGCUGCUGCUGCGGCCUGGAGGGGCUGAAGGUGCUGGGGCACCUCGUGUCGCACUUGGCGCUGCGGGGCAAGGAGCUGCUGCACCGUGAGCUGUGCGGGCUGCUGGGCUGCGGGCAGGCGCUGGCCAGGCAGGUGUGCGAGGGGCUGGCCAUCGGCACCAGCCUGCUGGCUUACCUGGUUAACAGCCUGGUCAACGUGUGCCUCAUCGGCACCCAGAACCUCUUCACCUUGGCCGUGGCCAUGUGGGAUUCCCUCGCCAGCCCCUUCCUCAGGGUCACCGACCUGCUGGCUGCUUUCCUUGCGCACGUCUCCAGCGGAGCCAUCGCCGUGUCCAUCCUGCUGUGGUCGCCCUGCCAAAUGGCCUUGGAGCUGCUGGCUUCCAUCGCCCAGCUCUUCGUCAACGUCUUCUUUGUGAAUAUAUACGGCCUGGGCUUGCUGCUCCUCAUCAUCGUUGUCGGCGCCUUCGUCUUCAACCCGGGGCUGCUGUGGACGCUGACUGACUGCGUGCUGGGUUACUUCAACAUGCUGCCUUCCUACCACCGCCUGCAGCGGGACGUGUGGCGGCUCUAUCAGGUGGCAGUCCUGACGCUGGGUAUGGCCAUGACCUCCCAGACCUGGCGCAGGUUGGUGGACUGGAGCCUGCAGGUAACCAACUGGAGCCAAGGAGGCGGAAUGAUGAACCGGGAAAGCAACCAGCGAGAGGCGGCUGUGCCUGCCUUCCCCCGAGCUCCUGGCAGGCCGAUGCCGGCGAGGGUCAGUCAGCUGCCAGCAGAGCGUGAGGACGAUGAGGAUGCUGAGCAGGUACCACAAGCACGUCCUGCUCUGGGUCGAAGCGUGGCGGGACAGCGCCUGCAGCCGCGCAGGGAGGAACCGGGUCCCUCCUGGGGGAAGGCUCAGAGGAGGCAGCAGCUGAACGCCGGAGCUAGGGACGCCGAGGGCACCGCAGAUAACGACCCCUGGAUGCUCCUGAAAGAACAAGAGGAACGCAAGAAAUGCGUCAUCUGCCAAGACCAAACUAAGACAGUCCUGCUCCUGCCCUGCAGGCACCUCUGCCUGUGCCAGGAGUGCACCGAGGUCCUCCUGCAGCAGGCCAUCUACCAGCGCAACUGCCCCCUGUGCCGCCAGAUGAUCCUCCAGACGCUCAAUGUGUACUUGUGAGCCCAGAGGGGGGGUGGCUCGGGUCACUUUGCGGUCAAGGGCACCCCCACCCCUGCCUGCCUCUUGCCAGGAAGCAGAACUUCCCAGGGCUGCCUUGAGCAGCUUCUUCCAAAGAACUGAGGAUGGUGCUGAAAGGGCAAAAGGCUUUUAGGGGUGUCUGCUAGCCACGUCUGCUACAUAACUAGACUGUAGCUCUUGCUAGCAAGCACAGUAGCUGAUACCUGCAGCAGCCCGAGAGUUAUCUUUAUUUUCGUUGACAACUUCUGCUGUUCCAGGGCCUGUUGCCUCCAGCCUGCAGCAGUCUGGGAUUCAAAGCAGAGCGCAGAAAGAUGCUCUGGUUCCUUCUAGCCAAAGCUGAUGGCAAGUUUAAAUGCUGUGCCCUCCUGGGAGUCAGAGGAGCUGGUGCAAGGCAAGGGAGGAUCUUUCCAAAGGUCUGACCAGGAAAGUACCCAGCAGAGUGCAUUCAGGUCUCUGUUACCUCCUCCCACCAUCUAACUUAACAGGAGCUUAGAAGGGAGAAGUGCGCUCCCUUUGCAAAGCCCCAAGAGAGCAACGAGCACACUCAAGUUUAAGCUUUGCUACCAGGGGGCUAAGCCUGGCUUUCAGCUAGAGAGGAGCAGGGUUGCUGGGGUAGUUUAGUAUCCCAGCCACCACGGCUUUGGGUUUUGAGCUUCCCAUUCCCCCAGCCAGGACAACGAGGAGCUGUGACCAACACAGGCUCCCCGCAGGCCACAGCUGGCUGCACAGCUCAGUGUUGCUGCUGCUUCCACGCAUCACCUAUGCAAGACUAGCGAGCACACAUCAGGUUACUCUGUGGGGAGGCCAGAGGGAGGUAUUUGUGCUGCAGGGGGGGUGGUGCUGCUGCUUGGGAAACCUCAGGACCCCGACAGCACGUGUCUGAGCCCAUGCUGGAGAAUCUUCUCUAUAUAAUACAUGUUUUCUUUGUGCUCAGAGCGCCACGGAACUGGGUAGUACACACCAGUGCUUGCUUACUGCUUCCCAGGCUGGGCUGGUUAGAGGGGGUAAUGUUCUGGGAGGAGAAGGGACACCCCAAAGCUCCCAGGAGCCCAUUGAGACAUUCCCGCUCCAGGCAGAAGUUCUGCAUAUCCAUGCUGGGAUGUGCAGUUGUGUGCAUGGAGCAGUACCAGGACCAUGGCUACCUUUGACGAGGGUUCCACUGUUAUACUGCUGUUCUGUCUUCCUGUCUGUCCAAAACGUAGCUAGUUUUAUUUAAGUGUCUCCUGAAGUCUAAGAGGGCAUCAGAUCCCAGCUGGGGAGCCGAAGGUGGCUCAUCCCAGCUUGGUCAAUUCCAAGAAAUUACUGGGCUGCAGGAGGGCUUUGCACUCAAAAGCUUUUCCUUUUCCAGCAGCUUGCCUGAGGUCAGCCACGCACCGCAGCCAAUUUUGGCUGGAGCCAGGCUGGAAAGAGUCUUGACUCCUGGACUGCAAGCCAAGAGCCUGAGGGUGGCUGGCAGGGUCUUCCUUCUCUCUUCUUGGUUAGUGAUUGGAGCCAAAACAUGCAGCAGGGAGGCCGGGCCAUGCUGGGAGAUACCUCUGGGCUGUAAACCUGAGCUGCAGCAAGAUCCUAAUCUUGUUGGAGAGCAGCUUUGCUCUGGGAGGCACUUCAGGGGCUGGUUGCCCCCACUCUGAUGGGGUCUGGAGGCACCCCCUGGGCUCCAGAGUAUCAGAAGGGCCUGGUCCCAGGGCUAUCAGCUGCUUCCACCUCACUUGACGGAGAUAAAGAGCUCCCUGCCCAACCCCUAUUGCUUGUCCUCUUGGCCCUGCGCCUCCCCAGACACACAGCACCCAUGUUAAUGUUUGCUCCAGCCACCUCCCGUGUCUGCAGGCAGCGACACUUGCAGUUGAGUUAGCCAAGGCUUUGCCAGAGCAGCGAGUACAACCCCACGGGCUGCGUUCCACAGGGUCCAGCUUGUCCCCAGCAAUGGCAGAGGUCACCCCAAGGGAGCUGCACCCUUCAGGUGUGCCCGUGGAGACACCCAGGAGCAGGAAUGUGGCCACGCUUCUGGCUGCUGCAGGCUGUGGUGUUUGGGCAGGGACCACCUCAUGGUGCAAUGUUUUCUAUGUGAACUAGAGGGAGGAAAGGACACCCACCUCCCCGGGACUGCAGUUUCUCCCCCCUCAACCCCUUUUUCUAUGACUUACGCUUAUUGUUUUAGGGCCUGUUUGUUUGCUGUUUAUAAAGAGACAAGAGAAAGCUUUGCCUUAAGUUUAACUCUUUGCACUAUGGACUAGAUACCGAGCAGAUUAAAGUCUCCUUUACCAAAA
Molecule: messenger RNA, 3757 nt
Organism: Strigops habroptila (Kakapo)
Lineage: Eukaryota; Metazoa; Chordata; Aves; Psittaciformes; Psittacidae
Gene: RNF26
Product: ring finger protein 26
Exons: 1
Coding region: 84-1472 (462 amino acids)
Biological process (GO): protein ubiquitination; ubiquitin-dependent protein catabolic process
Molecular function (GO): ubiquitin protein ligase activity
Source: RefSeq, a predicted model, not a curated record